Carcharodon carcharias (great white shark) is the source of this 2537-nucleotide messenger RNA. Its product is annotated as C-X-C chemokine receptor type 2-like. Gene Ontology annotation, molecular function: C-X-C chemokine receptor activity. Bases 792 to 1877 code for a protein of 361 amino acids. The transcript has 2 exons. NCBI's taxonomy places the organism in Eukaryota, Metazoa, Chordata, Chondrichthyes, Lamniformes, Lamnidae. The record is from RefSeq and is a predicted model, not a curated record. Gene Ontology annotation, cellular component: membrane. Gene Ontology annotation, biological process: G protein-coupled receptor signaling pathway; neutrophil chemotaxis; immune response.
UUUUGGAUAAUUGAUGUGUCCCUUUAUCAAUACUCUGAUGGCCUCAUUCUGUGACAUAAAUCUUUCCAUAUUUCUCUGAUUUUACACUCUGAAAUUUCUUUGCAGUUUUGUUCCUUUAUUUUGUUCCCAAUAUUGGCGCCUAUAUCAUGGGAGAAGUGAGAAAUGUGGGGGUGUGCAGGAUAGAUCUUGAAGAUCUGCGAGAUAGUUGCUGUGCACCAGAGAAGCUGUGAUGGAGAAAAGGGUGUUGGAGGUGCCCUUAAGCAGAUUUUAGAAUUUUAUGUGUAAGCAAUUGAUUUGAAGGAAACUGAAAGCCAUAACACAAGUUGCUGAGUUAGAACCACACUUAAAGAAAAAGGGUUUUCUUAGAGGUCAAGUUUGAGAAAUAGUUAGAAAAAAUUUUUUAUGCAAAAGCAUCAUUUAUAUUUACUUCCAUUUUAUGUUAGUUUUGUAGCCAAAGCUUAUUUAGCAAAUAUAGCUGAGAAUACAGCAUAAGGCAAGCUUGUAAGGUGGUCACAAGCUGUGUGUUUUCUGGGUAAGCACACAAAUUGUUGACAUUUAGAGCUCAAGCUAUCUGUAACUAACACCAGCCUGUGAGAACAUGGAUGGAACUUUGGCAACUUUUAGAUAAUGGGUGUGUGAACUGCGACAAGGUUAUCAAGAUCAUGUGAAAUAUGUAAUUCAAAAGAUAUAAAAUACUCAAUGUGAAGUGAAAAGAGACAUUUGGAAGGUUGAGCUGUAACGUGUGUAACUUCUGUGGCAAAAAAUCCUUUGUGAUCUUGAUCCUUGGCCAAAUGGAUAAGACCAGCAUCACCUUUAAUGCGUCGGAAUUCUAUGAAAUGUUUGAAGACUACAGCAAUGAGAGUUAUCCUUUGUUUGAUAUUGACGUGAUUCCCUGUAGCCUUGUGAUUAGUGGCAAUUGGAUCAACCCGGCAACUGCAAUUGUCUAUACCCUGGUUUGUAUCCUCGCUGUGAUAGGGAACAUAGUCGUAAUGGUUGUCAUACUUUACAAUCGACGCACAAUAUCAUCCACAGGUAUCUACCUGUUUCUUCUGGCAGUGGCCGAUUUGCUCUUUGCCGUGACCCUGCCUUUUUGGGCAGUGGAUGCCAUGUCUGGUUGGGUGUUUGGUGAUGCCAUGUGUAAGAUCAUCAGCAUGUUACAGGAAGUUAACUUGUACAGCGGGAGUCUGUUAUUGGCUUGUAUCAGUAUCGAUCGCUAUCUAUCCAUUGUCUACUCUACACAGACUUGCAGCUGGAAGAGACCAUUUUUUACUAAGCUGGCCUGUGCUGCUGUUUGGGUGCUGGCCAUUUUUCUGUCCUUACCAGUCCACAAGGGCAAAUAUAUACCACCCGGUUCCAGCAUAACAAUGUGUUAUGAGCUAUUAGACGGUGAAUCGACCAAAACAUUGGGACUAAUCACCAGGUUUUGGUGGCAGUUUAUUGGAUUUCUCAUUCCACUGGCUGUCAUGAUCUCCUGCUACAGUGUGACGAUCUGGAAACUGUGUCAAAUGAAGGAAAUCCGGAAACAGAAAGCCAUGAAGAUCAUCAUAGCUGUGGUGCUGGCUUUUCUCAUUUGUUGGCUGCCGUACAAUAUUACUCUGUUCAUUGACACACUGAUGAGGAGCAAACUCAUUGGUGAGACUUGUGACAUGCGCAAUCAUAUCGAUAGGGCUCUAUCUGGAACCCAAAUUUUGGGAUUUCUGCACUGCUGCCUUAAUCCAAUCUUAUAUGUAUUCAUUGGGGUUAAAUUCAAGAGUAAUGUGAUCAAUCUCUUGGCUACAAAAGGAAAACUAAGUGAAGAGUCCAAGUUCAGGAGAUCUGUAUCCUCUUCCUCUGAACCUGGACUGACUUCAACUAACAGUAAGAUGCUAAAUAAUUGAUAAAGGGGGGUGGGUGGAUGUGGUAUACUUGGAUUUUCAGAAAGCUUUUAAUAAAGACCCUCACAGGAGGUUGUUUAGCAAAAUUAAAGCACAUAGGAUAGGAGGUAAUACACUCGCAUGGAUUAAGGAUUGGCUAACAGACAUAAAACAGAAAGUGUGAUUUUUCAGUCACCCCACUGCCAUGAUCAUCUGGUCCCGCUGAAUGUCAAUAGACUUUUGGUUGGGCCGCUGCAUCCCCCAUGGCUGGUCCCACCCUGAUGGGGCUGGAAAAUCCCAGCCAGAGAGUAGGAAUAAACGGGUAAUUCUUGUGUUGGCAGGCUAUGACUAGUGAGAUACCACAAGGGUCAAUACUUGAGCGUCAGUUGUUCAUAAUAUGGAUCAAUGAUUUGGAUGUGGGCACCAAAUCUAGCAUUUCCAAGUUCACGGAUGACAUAAAUCUAGGUGGGAAUAUGUGUUGUGAGGAAGAUGCAAAGUGGCUUCAAGAGGCUUUGGGAAGACUUAAUAAGUGGACAAUAACAUGGCAGAUGGAAUAUAAUGUGGAAAAAUGUGAGGUUAUCUACUUUAGUAGGAGGAACAGAUGUGCAGAGUAUCUCUUAAAUGGUUAGGGAUUAGAAAGUGUAGAUGUACAAAGGGACCUGGGUGUCCUUGUCCGUAAGUCAG